AAAAAACAGAAGGAAAAACCCCUGGAGGCUGCAGGCUGUGGACCUGGUGUCUCGAGGAGAGCUCUCUUCAAGUCUUCAGCUCCACCCCCUCCCCCGCUCUCUUCUUCGUUAACAACCAACCAACCAGCAACAAAAAAAUGAAUAAACAAUCCUCAGUUGCAUAGGAAAUAGCAGGAAACGCUCAGAUGUCUCUCCCAAAAACCAUACUAGCAUCAUCGACAGGAGCUAAAACUUGCUAUUACAUACCUCGUACCCGCGAUUUCUUUCUCAAUCUCCUCAGAAAAGCUGCCACCCUCUCUCACUUAACCCAACUCCAAGCCCAGCUAAUCCACCACAGCCUCCUCCUAAACGACAUUUCCGUCGCCACCAAACUCACCCACAAAUUCUUCGACUUCAAUGCCACUCUCCACGCUCGUGCACUCUUCUUCUCCGUCCCGAAACCGGACCUUUUCCUCUUUAACGUUCUCAUUAAGGGCUUCUCCACCAAUAACAAGCCUUUGUCGGCGAUUUCUCUGUUUACCCAUUUGAGAAAAAGCACUCGUUUAAAGCCCGAUGAUUAUAGUUAUGCUUUCGUUGUAUCGGCUGCGGCGAGUCUUGGUGAUGCUAGAAUUGGUGGGAUAUUACAUGGAAAGGCAAUAAUUGAUGGGUUUGGUUCGGAUUUGUUUGUUGGGUCUGCCCUUGUCGACUUUUAUUUUAAAAUUUGGCGGGAAAAUUUAGCUAUUAAGGUGUUUGAUAGAUUGCCUCAAAUAGAUACUGUUUUGUAUAAUACAAUGAUAUCUGGGUUUGUUAAGAAUUCUUGUUUCGAGGACUCAAUUAGAGUUUUUGGAGAUAUGGUUUUGGGUAAUGGGCCCAAGUUUGAUUUAACAACAGUUAUAGCUGUUUUACCUGCUGUGGCUGAGUUACAAGAGUUGAAAUUAGGCAUGCAAAUUCUGUGUUUGGCUAUAAAGUGUGGUUUCUAUUCUCAUGUUUCGUUGCUUACGGGCUUGAUUUCGUUGUUCUCGAAAUGCGGGGAAGUUGAGAUUGCGAGGUUGUUGUUUGGGGAGAUUCGUAAGAAAGACUUGAUUUCUUGUAAUGCAAUGAUUUCAGGGUUUACUUGCAAUGGCGAGACUGAGGAUUCGGUGAGGUUGUUCAAAGAACUGCUUAGUUCUGGAGAGAGAGUUAGUUCAAGCACUAUUGUGGGGUUGAUUCCUGUGUAUUCUCCUUUUGGUCAUUCAUAUCUUUGUAAUUGUAUCCAUGGUUUUUGUGUGAAACUUGGUAUCGUUUCCCAUUCUUCUGUUUCAACUGCAUUGACUACUGUUUAUUGUAGAUUGAAUGAAAUGAUAUUUGCAAGGCAACUUUUUGAUGAAUCAGCAGAGAAGACUUUAGCUUCUUGGAAUGCAAUGAUCUCGGGUUGUACCCAAAAUGGUUUAACAGAUGCAGCAAUCUCCCUUUUUCAGACGAUGCAAAAAAAUAAUGUCAAUCCAAAUCCAGUUACUGUUACCAGCAUUCUUUCGGCUUGUGCUCAAAUUGGAGCCUUAAGUCUUGGAGAAUGGGUACACAGUUUAAUUAAGAGCAAUGGUUUUGAGUCCAAUGUCUAUGUUUCAACUGCUCUGAUUGACAUGUAUGCAAAGUGUGGGAACAUUACUGUAGCUAGGGAAUUAUUUGAUCUGAUGCCUGAGAAGAAUGAGGUGACUUGGAACGCCAUGAUUUCUGGUUAUGGUCUCCAUGGGCACGGGCAGGAAGCACUGAAGCUAUUUUACGAUAUGUUGUCUUCUUUUGUUAAACCCACUGGUCUCACUUUUCUCUCUGUAUUGUAUGCUUGCAGUCAUGCUGGGUUAGUGAAAGAAGGAGAUGGAAUUUUUCACACUAUGGUCCAUGACUUCGGCUUUGAACCAUUAGCUGAGCAUUAUGCAUGCAUGGUUGAUAUCCUUGGACGAGCUGGACAAUUGAAAAGGGCUUUGGAAUUUAUCAAGGCAAUGCCUGUUGAGCCUGGUCCUCCCGUGUGGGGUGCCCUGCUUGGAGCUUGUAUGAUCCACAAGGACACAAACCUAGCUCAUGUAGCUUCUGAAAAGUUAUUUGAAUUGGACCCAGAAAAUAUAGGAUACUAUGUCUUAAUGUCGAAUAUCUAUUCAGUAGAAAGGAAAUAUCCACAAGCUGCUUCAGUAAGACAAGUAGCCAAGAAGAAAAGGCUUGCAAAGACUCCAGGCUGUACAUUGAUUGAGAUUGGUCAGGUCCCACAUGUCUUCACAUCUGGUGACCAGUCCCAUCCACAAUCAAAGGCAAUCUAUGCAGAACUAGAUAAAUUGACUGGAAAGAUGACAGAGGCAGGAUUCCAGACAGAGACUACCACUGUUUUGCAUGAUCUGGAGGAGGAAGAGAAGGAACUGACAAUGAAGGUUCACAGUGAGAAGUUGGCCAUUGCCUUUGGCCUUAUCUCUACUGAACCUGGAGCUGAAAUUAGGAUUAUCAAGAAUCUCCGAGUUUGUUUAGACUGUCAUAAUUGGACUAAGUUCUUGUCAAAGAUCACAGAGAGAGUUAUUGUGGUAAGGGAUGCCAAUAGAUUCCAUCACUUCAAAGAUGGUCUCUGUUCAUGUGGAGACUAUUGGUGAAAAAAGAUGUCCUGCUUCAAUCUUUUCAAGUCAUUUCAGGAUAGCAGAUAUUUUCUGGUAAGUAAAUGCUUUUCAUGUUGUGAUACCAUAAGAGAUUAAACAAAAUAACAGUUCAGUCAAUUUGGUUC
Populus nigra (black poplar) is the source of this 2716-nucleotide messenger RNA. Its product is annotated as pentatricopeptide repeat-containing protein At4g30700. Gene Ontology annotation, molecular function: zinc ion binding; RNA binding; protein binding. Gene Ontology annotation, biological process: RNA modification. The record is from RefSeq and is a predicted model, not a curated record. The transcript has a single exon. The coding region runs from base 186 to 2588 and encodes 800 amino acids. NCBI's taxonomy places the organism in Eukaryota, Viridiplantae, Streptophyta, Magnoliopsida, Malpighiales, Salicaceae.